Messenger RNA from Astrephomene gubernaculifera, 2486 nucleotides. The record is from the annotation of a GenBank genome assembly. Lineage: Eukaryota; Viridiplantae; Chlorophyta; Chlorophyceae; Chlamydomonadales; Astrephomenaceae.
AUUUCAUCUUCACGACCUGCGUAUUCCAGCUAACCUGCAUGCAAUUGCAACACUUUGUCCUGGCCACCUGCCAAUUCCGAAACCAAAGGGAUAGGAAGUCUAUCAGCCAGGCCAGCAACCCAGCAGUAAGGAAGGAAUCAACACUACGGUGUCGAGUUUCUUGCGACUUCUCAGGGCUCGUGUGCCCAGUUUGCGAAAUCUAGCAACAAUGCCUCAUCAUCCACGUCAUUUUCGAAACAGGCUUCCUGAUUUCGUGGAGCCUUCCGGAUUACAGGUGCCUAGCCAUGACCCUAUAGCAGCGGCGGCCUCCACUAUUCCGCGAGAAGCGCUGCUCAGUCUAUUCCGUGAGACGGCUGAUGCCGUACAAAGUGACCUUACGCACAGCCCCACAAUCUACACAGGCUCCGCCGGUGUGGCCUACGCGCUCUGGCACUGCCAGCGCUCCCUGCGCCGCGGCUGCAACCGCCACCGCCAACCGCCAACCCCCACCUCAACCGCUACUGCUUCCGGGGCUGCUGCUACAGCCUCGGCACCUGCGGGCCCAACGGAAGAUGCCCCGACCCUGCUGCCGCCGCCGCCGCAGCAGCAGCACACCGCCUCCGCUUCCGCUGCUACAGCCGCCACGGGCGGUAGCGGCUCGGUUGAAGAGGACAAGCUGCCGGGGGCGCUGCUGGCGGCGGCGGUUGAGCGCUGCCGUACAUCAGCGGCGGCGCUACGGGGACCCAAGGGGCUGGGACUGACCCAUGGGUCGCGCGCGGCGUCCAUGCUUGACGGCGCUGCAGGGGUGUACCUGACGGCAGCGCUGGUACUGCAUGACGCUGCUGCCGCGGCGGAGGCGGGUGGGGGUGGGGGUGGUACGGCAGCGGCAUUGCGACGCGAGCGGGAUGACUACGUUCGAUCGUACUUGGAUCUCUACCCGGAAGCCAUGGACAGCGAGAAUGAUGAGUACCUGUACGGCAGGGCGGGUUACCUGCAGGGCGCCCAGCUGCUCAACGCGGUUCUGGGUCCCGGCACUGUGGCGGAGGAGGUGGUGGCGGGGGUGGCGGAGGAGAUCUGGGAGUCGGGUUCCGAGCUGUCUGGUCGGCUGCGGUGGCGGCUGCCCGGGUCGGCCCCGCCCCCGCUGUUCUUCAUGUGGCCCCAGCGGGAGCGGGGGGAGCCCUACCUGGGGGCGGCGCAUGGCAUGAUGGGCAUCCUGUUCACGCUGCUGCAUGUUCCCUCCCUGGUGCGACAACACGCCCAGCAGCUGCGAGCCUGCCUCGGCUACGUGGCUGCUCACGAGCGGGACGCGCCGGGCUGCAGCGGCCGCGGCGGCCACUACCCCACCCGCAUGAAUGUGGGGCUGACCCACGAGGCCGACGAGGAGGCAGGUGGCGGGCGGCAGGGGGGCGGCUCGCCCUCCAAGGUGCUGGUGCACUGGUGCCACGGCAGUCCGGGAGCGGUGUUCAUGUGGUGCAAGGCAUACCAGGUGUUCGGCGAGCCGCCCUACCUGGCUGCUGCCGAGCGGGCCGGGGAGGUGGUGUGGCAGCUGGGGCUGCUGCGCAAGGGACAUGGGCUGUGUCAUGGAACAAGCGGUAACGCCUACGCCCUUCUGGCCCUACACCGGGCCACACGAGCAGCCGCAGCAGCCGCAGAAGCAGCAGCAGCAGCAGCAGCGGCAGCCUCUCCUUCCUCCUCCUCCCCCGCCUCUCCCUCCUCCUCCUCCUCCUCAGCCCCCUCCCUGGCCUCCUCCGCUCGCUGGCUGCACCGCGCCCGCUGCUUCGCCGCCCACAUUGGCAGUGGGGAGGGGCGCACCGUGUACGACACCCCGGACAGGCCGCUCUCCCUGUUCGAGGGUCGUGCGGGAGCUGCCUGCCUGCUUGCUGACCUGCUUGCGGAUGAUGGGGGCUCAGCAGGGGCGCGCUUCCCCGCGUUUGAGCUGCCGUGAGAGAUGGGGAUGGGGCGUGGGAGGUGCGGCGUUACAGGGGUUUGGCUACCUAAGAGCUCGCGUGGCGGGGCGUUUUGAGAUGCUGGGCGAAACGUUGGCUGAGUUGAUGGAGUUGAAGGGAGGAGGGAGCGUAACGAUGGUGUGUGGUCGACCAGCCGGGGAGGUUGUAAGUUGUGUCAUAGGCCGCACCCGUAAGGUGCCUGUUCAUGCGUAAUGGUCGGUUGCCUGAGCGUAGAAGGUUUCGGAAUAUCGGGCACUGAAGAAGGGAUGAUGUGCUUUCUUAUGUGCAGGGGAAAGGGGCGCAAUGUUUGCGCCUGAAAGGUGAUGUGCAUGCAGGGGCAGGCCUCGUGGUACAGGAGUUCAGGAGGCCAGGAUAGAUACCAGGAGUCGGCAGGCGGGCACAAAUAGCGAAGGGUUGUAAUUUGUUAAGUUCAACGUUGGUGGAUGCAUCCCUUUACAGACGUGGAGGGAAUCGCUGAGAAACUGCAUUCCCUACGUCACAGUACUAUCCUACGAAGAAAACAAUACUCACCAGAUGACCAGAACGCAUGCUUUACCCAAC